Aspergillus uvarum CBS 121591 is the source of this 1173-nucleotide messenger RNA. RefSeq names its product MOSC domain-containing protein. Gene Ontology annotation, molecular function: pyridoxal phosphate binding; molybdenum ion binding; catalytic activity. Bases 203 to 1108 code for a protein of 301 amino acids. The record is from RefSeq and is a predicted model, not a curated record. The transcript has a single exon. Lineage: Eukaryota; Fungi; Ascomycota; Eurotiomycetes; Eurotiales; Aspergillaceae.
CUGUUUGCCCCAGCCUUGAUUUUCAGACAUGCAACUGUGGUUUUGCGCUUGGCAAAGCAAUUGCCUUGUUCGCGUAUCAUGCAAGCUGAGAUUAGAGGCGGACCAAGCAUAGUUUAGGUAAUAAUUCUUCAAGCCUGUUAAAAGACGGCCUUGGCCACGAGUUGCGCUGGAAAGUUCAUGUCUCCAGAGAAGGUCAUCCAUAAUGUCUGAUCUCUUAGAAAAAGCCACUUCUGUGGCUCCACUGCCUGCAGACGAUGUUCUGUCAUGUGUGCGGAUUGGAAAAGUCAAACGGUUGGGACCAGGGUCUGUGACUUCAGCCAUCGAGAAGUCACCAUGUGUGGGCAGGGUUUGUGUCACUAAACAGGGUAUAACUGGUGAUGAACUGGCCUACGAACACCAUGGUGGAACCGAUAAAGCUUUGCAUCAAUACUGCUCUCGUCACUACGAGGCCUGGAGACGCGAGGUUCCCGAACGAGCACAUUUGUUCAGCAUCGGCGGAUACGGAGAGAAUAUCUCGGCUCAUUCCUUUGAUGAGACCAACACCUGCAUCGGCGAUAUCCUUGAGAUCGGCUCCGAAGGCGUUAUAGUCCAAGUCAGUGAGCCCCGACAGCCAUGUUUCAAGCUGAAUAGACGCUUUGAGUUUCCGCAAGCUUCAAUCCGAACGCAAACGACCAGGCGAACCGGGUGGUAUUUGCGCGUCUUGAAGCCUGGUUUCAUACAAGCUGGUGACCGUAUCCGAUUGAUACGCCGCAUCAACCCGGAAUGGUCGAUUGGUAGAGUUGGUGGAUUUCUCUGGGAGGAUCGAAAGAAUGUCGAGGCGUUGAAGGUACUUAGUGAGCUGCCUGGGCUUGGCAGGGAGAUUGCGCAGGUAUUUCGCAAGCGUCUCGCCACUCGAGAAGAAGAGGAUAUGCUGUUUCGCCUGAACGGCGAGGGGUCAAUGUGGGAGAAGCCAAGGAGUUGUAAAGCAGCCAAGACAGGAAGCUUGGUCAUCCUUGUCAAAGUGUUUCUCUUCGUUGGGAGUGUGUUCGGGUUAUGGAUAGUACUCAAGCGGGUGGUGGUCCAGCUAGAGGUCAAGGACUAUCAGGGUAGUGUACAUAGGGAGUUGUGAGAAAGGAAGGAGAGGAGCAGACGAGUAUUAUGGGUGGAGAAGGCUGUUGAAGCCGUAGAGGUUUU